Molecule: messenger RNA, 285 nt
Organism: Pseudogymnoascus destructans
Lineage: Eukaryota; Fungi; Ascomycota; Leotiomycetes; Thelebolales; Thelebolaceae
Exons: 2
Coding region: 1-285 (94 amino acids)
Source: RefSeq, a predicted model, not a curated record
AUGGAAAAUCAUCAAUAUGGGAAGUUGCGUGGGCGUCCGCUGACGGAUUCCUUACCAUGGCACCGCAUUGUAGAAUCCGAGAGGACCAAGAUGAAGCUGCAACUCCCCGACCUCGCCUUUGGAUCAGAUGAGCCUAUUCGUCCCAGUGGCCACAGAGUGCCGGAGCACACCACGGGGUAUCAGGACCAUUUGACGGCUUUCACAGAUGAUGCACAUGGGUUGAAUCUUGCUGGUGCGGUUGAGCAACAGUCCGUUGGCGUCGUUAGUGGCCCUACACAGUUUUGA